Petromyzon marinus (sea lamprey) is the source of this 2679-nucleotide messenger RNA. The record is from RefSeq and is a predicted model, not a curated record. NCBI's taxonomy places the organism in Eukaryota, Metazoa, Chordata, Hyperoartia, Petromyzontiformes, Petromyzontidae.
AUGGGCGGCGAUCCCGAUGUCACAAGGCAACAGCCCGAAGCGUCGUCGCCCCGUACGCUCGAACAAGGACCCACCGCCAAGUCUGAGACGCAGAAGACUUUCUGCGUCACAUCUCAACAAGCUGGGGCCGUAGCUGAUAACGCGGUGCAAGGAGGCCCGUCAGACCUGGCGCAGGCUGACGCCGGUGCCGCAGCAACGGCUGAAUUGGACGAGUUAAUUGAUGAACUUGAAAUGGGGCUGACGACGGAUGAUGACUCGAGGUCUAAGAGUGGUCCCCGCAACGUGGAAACUGUAAAAAUAAAUAAAACAGAGGCUGACGUUGAUUCUACUGUAGAGCCGGUUAAAAAGCCAGAAUCAGCCUUUCCAGAUUCAACAGUGAUGAAAGCCACUGCGGACAGCAGCUCCGAUAAAACUGAUAAAGUCGACGUGAACGAUGAGACAAAUGCCAAUGUGGCAACAGAUGUCAACAGAGGACCUUCAGAAAAACCUUUGCAGUUUCUCAAAGCUCGCGAUGAUGUGCAAAGAAUGGAAGCAGCCGAUGGAAACGAGGCUGGAAACGCGCCGCAGGUUUCUGCCGAGCCACCCGUUACUCAGACAAAGAAUGGUAAUGAAGCGAAAGUCGACUUCCUUGCCAAGGUUCGGGAAUCUGCCUUGGCCCAGCAACUUGACCGUAAAUCCAAACCUGCCCUUUGUGGGUCUUUUACUGGGGCCACCGCAGAAGCGUCUGGUUGUGUCGUGGGUGAACAAGACCCCGGACGUAAAAGGUUACCCGUGGCUUUCCCUGACACGUCCACCAAACCCAAUAGUGAGUUAAGCAGGGCAGGAAGGCGUGGUGGAGGAAGUCUAAAGUGCCUGGAUAAAAUGCCCGUUAAAAACGAAACCUGUCUAAAUGCGCACGUGGAGAAAAUCCCCGUAGUGCAUGCCAAAUCUGUGGACAAGCAAGUAAAGAGUAUACCUGUGGAGCGACAGGAUGCAUCAUCCGAACAGCAUACGGAACAACUGGUAACACGCCAACACAAGACGCACGUGGAAGAGUCUGUAUUGAUCCAGCCAGUGGAAAUCCGUCAAGAAAUUGCCGGCGCUAGAGAAGAAAUAGUUGAGCCAGACAAAGUUUGCAAGGUUAUUGCAGAAGCAAGGCUAACUAAAAGUGAAAAAGUAUCCGAAAUAAAUGAAACUUCACAGCCAGUAAUGGACCAGUCAAAUGAGCCUGGGGCUUCGAUGCAAAACAGAAUUUUUCACAAGACUCGAUCAAUUUCAAAAGAGCGACGUGCACCUGAAGUUGAAUGUCAAAAUCAUUCUGCUGAAACAUCUCCAGUUUUUCCUGUCUGUAAGCAGCCUUCAGAUCGGUGGAGGUCCACAAAUGAAAUCACCAGAGAUUACCUUCCUAAAGUGGGAUUGACCACUUACAGAAUUGUUCCUUCCAAGCCAGUCAUAAGACCAAAACCUGGAACAGCUGAUGUCCCAUUCCUUCUACCAGCUUAUAAAACAGAACCCGGCAAGACUGAAAAUGCUACUGCAACCAAUGCUACAAAAGAAAUCAAAGAAACGUUGAAAUACUACUCAACAGCGAAGAUCGGUGACAUUACAACCAAUCCACAACAGCAUACAGCACAUCAGUCACCGGUGAUUCCUCUACCAUUAAUUCCCCCACCAGUGAUUCCUCCACCAUUGAUUCCCCCACCAGUGAUUCCUCCACCAUUAAUUGCCCCACCAGUGAUUCCUCCACCAUUAAUUCCCCCACCAGUGAUUCCUCCACCAUUGAUUCCCCCACCAGUGAUUCCUCCACAAUUAAGUCCUCCACCAGUGAUUCCUCCACCAUUAAUUCCCCCACCAGUGAUUCCUCCACCAAUGAUUCCUCAUUUAUCAGGGCUCUCAAUUGUGGCUCGCCCAUUCCAGAGGUCCCAUUCCCUCCAGUGUACUACGGAGGCAAUAUCUCAGCAACACUCUGCCACCGAGCCACUUGCCAGCACUGCCACAUCUCCACCACCACUACCACCACCACCAUCGAGCUCAAAGCAAGAUGCAUUUUUCCGUCCCGGCAGGAGGGCCUCCAGCAUCUACGUGGCAUCUGCCAUUGCCAAGAGAACAGCCUACAAGGCCAUUGAUGCUCCGAAUGAAACUUACAGUGGCACAACCACAACAAAUACAACACCUGUACAUGCUUUGCCACCAAUUCAGGUAAAUUGGGAACAGGAUGAGCUCACGAUUCCACCACCACCACAGUUUUCUACGGAAGAAAAUGCCAACAUUCCAAAUGCUCCAGGUGACCCGGGGAAGGUGAUUAUUAUAACCGAGGCACCACGAGUCCAUCAAUGGAAGCCAAAACUAUUCAGACCAGUCAGUUUCCCAAGCGUCAUGUUCAAAAAUGACAAACCAUCUAGCGUGAGUGUAGCGUCGAGUCAUUCAGAGUCUAAGAACGCCGUUUUUCCUGUCAAGUCACCACCUCCGGUGAGUCCUAAACCAAGUAGUGGAAACCCUUUUAAUACCCCAUCUGCAGCAGCAGCGGCAGCAGCAGAAGACGAAGAACUGGUGUCUCAGCAGUUGAGAGAAGCCGACUCGGGCGACUCAGCCACAAGGAAACCAUCAGGUGAAGACAGCUGUCCGUUUGGACCGAUGCUGAAGUCAAAACCUGUGGUGCAAAAACCAAAGUUUAAUGUGACGGACGUGAAAAAGGAAUAG